GGUCAGGUUCAGAGAUGAGUCGUGGGUUUCUGGCAUCAGUGGGUACACUUCACCCCAUAGAGCCACCUCUCCUCAGUAAGGAAAGGCAAGUCUGAUGUCCCUCACUACUCUGAAUCCACUAUGGUGAGUGUCUUAGUCUCUCUCCGCAGUUCUCCCUGUCCCUUGUUUCUCUUUCCCCAGUCCUGACAGUGCCGUAGGUGUUCUGGGAGGCCUUGGAGUGUAUGUGUAGAGGAGGGAACAUUUCUCCUGCCCCCUGGAUGGAUGUAGGAAGAAGGGCAAGUCAGUUCCUCGGAUCCUGGGUUCAAAACCAGUGAGGAGUUUGUCCACGUUCCCAGGACUUUCUGAGCAAUGUGACAGAUGGGGUUUCCAGGACCUUACAGGACCUAUGGCGACCGCCACCGGAGAGAAUACAGCACUAGCCAUUUCUCCAAACAUCUACCUCUUGACCGGACAAAUUCCCAAACUAGAUUAGACCCCAAGUUGUCAGAAGCCACAUUCUGCACAGUGGUGAAGUAGGCCUGCCUUUCGAGGCCUCGGGGGCCCGGGAGCCUUAGGAAUAACCCUCAGCUGUGAGUAGGUCAGGAUUUCUCUCUCAUGGAAAGCAAGUCCAUCAGAGAGGGCUCCAGGCUCUGCUGUGCAGGGGACAUUGAACUGGAUCCUGAGAGCUAAUUUCUCACUUCUCUUGCUGCUCGUCCAAACACCUUACAUGGGUGACCUGCGGCCCACUCUGUGGAAAGCAUGGACACAAUUGGCAUUAGCAAGCAAUAUCAGAGCCUGCUUGCCUUCUGUCCUUCCUUCCUUUUUCUCCCCCAGGGAAUGAGUCUGGUGAUUGUGUGCCUUCCCCACAGUCCUCAGAGACACAGUUAUUUCUCCCUUCACCUCAGUCGUCACAGUCUCCUCACACCAAGAUGGCUGCUGGAGUUCCAGCCAUUGUAUCUGUUGAAGCUCUUGCUCUCAUCAAGCAUGCUGCCCCCAUCUCUUGUUAUCCAUGGCUAUCUUCAGGCCCGUGUGCCUUCCUCUGAGUAGGACUUUCCCAGGCACAGCAUCUAAACUGGCCGGCUCGUCACAUGCUCUGCCUUCUUUUCCAGAUCAUGGAUCACGUUGGUCUUUCCCUCUCUGGUUGCCUUUUUUUCCUGUUUCUGGUCAGUCUUGCUCACUGGACUGGAGGAUCCCUGUGGGCAGAAACUGCAUCUGCCUUGUUCUCUGUUGUAUCUCCAGAACUCAACGGUGUCCCUUUCAUUGUAGCUGCUCAAUAAACUCACGGUGAAUGAGGGAGCGGCAGCAGCAAAGGCCAUUCUGUGUGCUCCAGUCCUCAGUUACUGUGAUACCGGGGCCGUUUCCUUGUGUCAGUGCUAAGGCUGUGGGAUGAGUCGGACCGGUUAUUUGUUGAGUAUCCUCCCUGCUCUGACAAGAUGGGAGGUAAAAGUAGGAACCAGCUGGAUGGUGGUGGUGGUGCAUACCUUUAAUCCCAGCACUUCAGAGGAAGAGGCAGACAGAUCUCUUAAUUUGAGGCCAGUCUGGUCUACAGAGAAAGUUCCAGGACAGCCAGGGCUACACAGAGAAACCCUGUAACAAAAUGGAAAAAAAAAAAAAAGGAACUGGCACCUCAACCUGUCUGGCAUCACCUGGCCUAGGUUGACUAGAGUCCCCGGGAAUUGUUCGGGUUCUGUUUUUCUGAAAAUUCUCUCACAGAGCCCCUUCCUGGAGCCCUAACUAGUACCAGAUAGCCCCUGGGCGCAGACCACAGAGAGAGAUAAGGACCUACCCUGAUGAACCUAAGGGCUAAUAUGGGAAGGGCAACCCUCACCUACUGUACAGAGGCUAGAGGCUCAGUAAGUGCAGACAGCUGGACUCUGUUGGGGACCACCCACCUCUACCCGGAUUUGUUGAUAAAUAAACAGGCCCCACCAUGUGCUAGUACCACUCUGGGCAGUAAGAAUCCAGGAAGACAUAACAGCAAACCAACCACACAGGAUUCCCACUCAUAAAAGUCCUGUCCCAGUGAGGGAGAUAAGCAAUACACACACAAGCUGUUGACGAGUUUGGUCCCUUCUGUCAGGGAAUGGUACAGCGAAGACCCCAGGGUUGUGUAAGGGAGGUGCCUCUGUCUGUGGGGCGGUCAGACAAGACUCCAGCUAAGUGAAUGCUACAAAGCCCAAGCAAACAGUGAGUGCAAAGUCCCGAGGCUGGAGGGUUGUGACUCCCCUGUGGUGUGCUGGCCUAGCAUGCACAAGGCUGGGGGUUCCACCCCUGUACUACCACCACCGGAGUAAUGUCCCCAGUGUUGAGCCUGCUCUGGAUGAUGGAAGGGAGCCAUUUUGGCUGGAUGGGAGCAAGAAGGGAGGAUGGUGAAGACAGUUGUAGAAGCUAAGGGCAGGGGAAGGUGCUGCAAGGUUGACGUAGGUACUAAAUACCUCAGUGGUCAACAGGAAUAAUUCCCAGUGCAAUAUUUUUUCAAACAAAAUUAAUGCCAGAAAAUAUCAAUAUUUUAAGCAAGGCCAUCACAAGUGUCCUAUUGAGCCAAAUGGAACUCCAGACAGAGGGAAAAAAUCACAAUACUGAACCUGGGUUUGGUCCGAGGAUGAGGCAUUUGGAUGUGCGUGUGCGUAAGUGUGUGUGUGUGUGUGUGUGUGUGUGUGUGCACACGCGCGCACACGCAUGUGCACAUGGAGACCAGAGGUCAAUCCUGUCAAUCCUCAGCAGCAGUCCACCUUUGAAAAAAGUUUAAUUACCUUUGUUAUUAUUCUUUUUAAUAUUUCUUUAAAUUUUUAUUUUAUGUAUAUGAGGGUUUGCCUGCAUGCAUAUCUGCGUACCGCAUGCCUGUGCAGUGGCCACAGAGGCCAGAAGAGGACAUCUCAACCUAUAAACUGAAGUUACAGACUGUGGCAAGCCACUUUGUGGGACUCGGACUGAGUCUAGUGCCUCGACGAGAGCAGCAGGUUCUCUUCACAGCUCAGUCCUCUCUCCAGCCUUCAACCUUAAAAAAAAAAAAAAGAAAAAAAAAAGAAAAGAUCUCUUGUUGGCCUUAGGGCUCACCGACUAGGUUGGGCUCACUGGCCAGUGAGGCCCAGGGCCCCCUUGCCCCAUUUCUAGUGCCGCGGUUACAAUCCUCUGCUGCCACCGCUAGCUUUGUACCUUUGUACCUCAGGGCUGGAGAUCAAACCCAGGACCUCAUGCCCGCACGGCAAGUACUUUAGUGACGAGUGUCUUCCGGUCCUCAGUCCUGUUUUCAGUUUGAAAGGUGAUAUCUUGUCUGCCUGGAUUUGUUGCCAUGGAUCUUCUUAGAUGUCAUCCUUGUAGAAAUAUGUCACCUGGCUUUAAGCUUGUUGACUCUGGCUCACAGUGCUGACCCUAACCAGUGUGCACUGGGUGUAUGUUUGGAGCCAGGUUCUUGACCUCUUUGUAUGCUUUUUUCCUCUUGAGAAUGGGGGUGCAGUAGCAUUACAGAAAGGCUCAGUGACUUGGUACCAGCCAAGGCUGAAAGCAGGGUUCAACCCGGCGGGCAGAGACUUAGGCAGUGAGUCUGUGCUGUGGGCAGUGCUAGGUCCCUAUCAGAGUGCCACAUGGGUGCCAGCCAGCAGCUAAGGCGCAGGGCGAGGGAGGGUAUGAAGAGAUUGCUUGACAUCAGAAGGACCAGAGAGUAAGGCCUGGUAACUCAUGGCUGCAACCCUAGCUCUUGAGAAGGUAAGGCAGAAAGAUUGCUGCAAGUUGGAGGCCAACCUGGGCUGCAUAGUGAGUUCUGGGCCAGCGUGGCCUGUAGCAUUCAAUCCUGUUUCAAAAUAAAGAGGCCUAGGAUAUAGCACAGUGACUGGGUGUUCUCUCUCGGGUUUAGGGAGCAAACUAAACAGGAUCUGAUGAGUAAGCUAUGGUGGGAGGCGGGCACUGGGGUUGAGGGUUGAGGGCAGGAUGGACCCCAGCUGCCAACAGAGCUGGUCUCUCCAUCAUCGCAGACUGCCCUGGCUGGGUGUGGCCUGCUCCCCCAUGCAGGCCCUGUGUGUAUUUCAGAGGGAACUGAAGGAGCAGCUUCAAGCCCUUCAGGACAGCGAGCGUGAGCACACGGAGGCACUGCAGCUACUUAAGCGACAGUUGGCGGAGACCAAGUCCUCUACCAAGAGCCUGCGGACCACCAUCGGGGAGGCCUUUGAGCGGCUGCACAGGCUCCUGCGGGAGCGGCAGAAAGCCAUGCUGGAGGAGCUGGAGGCCGACACCGCCCGGACGCUGACCGACAUUGAGCAGAAGGUCCAGCGCUACAGCCAGCAACUGCGCAAGGUGCAAGAAGGUGCCCAGAUCCUGCAGGAGCGGCUGGCUGAGACCGACCGGCACACCUUCCUUGCUGGAGUGGCCUCCCUGUCUGAGAGGCUCAAGGGGAAGAUCCACGAAACCAACCUGACAUAUGAAGACUUCCCCACCUCCAAGUACACGGGCCCUCUGCAGUACACCAUCUGGAAGUCUCUUUUCCAGGACAUCCACCCAGUGCCAGCGGCCCUGACCCUGGACCCAGGCACUGCCCACCAGCGCCUGAUCCUGUCGGAUGACUGCACCAUCGUGGCCUACGGGAACCUGCACCCACAACCCCUGCAGGACUCACCGAAGCGUUUUGACGUGGAGGUGUCGGUGCUGGGCUCUGAAGCCUUCAGUAGCGGUGUCCACUACUGGGAGGUGGUGGUGGCAGAGAAGACCCAGUGGGUGAUUGGGUUGGCCCACGAGGCUGCGAGCCGCAAGGGCAGCAUCCAGAUCCAGCCGAGCCGCGGCUUCUACUGCAUUGUGAUGCAUGAUGGCAAUCAGUACAGUGCAUGCACGGAGCCCUGGACGCGGCUCAACGUCCGUGACAAGCUUGACAAGGUGGGUGUCUUCCUGGACUAUGACCAGGGCCUCCUCAUCUUCUACAAUGCCGACGACAUGUCCUGGCUCUACACCUUCCGAGAGAAGUUCCCUGGCAAGCUCUGCUCCUACUUCAGCCCUGGCCAGAGUCACGCCAAUGGCAAGAAUGUCCAGCCGCUGAGGAUCAACACUGUCCGCAUCUAGUCCGGGCUGAAGGAGACCAAAGCCUUCUGGGUCUGUGACCACCAGCAAGAGCCUUGCCCAGCAGACGGGAGCCUGGACUACUCAGGCCCACCGUGGCCACCCUGAGACCUCAGGCCGGUUGUUUAUCCCCCAGCCUCCUCUGCCCUGCCUGCGAGGCAGAGGUUGUGCUCCGUGGUUAAUGUCUUGUAGCUCUGAUAUUAAUGGGAUGUUACAUGGCUUCUUCCCAGGGCGUCCCUAGCCCAACCCCUCCUCCCUAUUCUCCCAACGACAGGGAAUUUCCCUCCUGCUCAGGCAACCAAGCCUGUUGACAGAUCAGAUGUGACCAAUAGCUAGCAGCCCAAAAGAUAUACAGAAUCCUCUUAUGCUUGUGGCCUAAGACGUGUCUUGCCCCUGACCAAGAGAGUAAUGGGUUGUUUUACUCUUGACCCAAGUGCACAGUAGACCCAGAUGGAAGCUGGUCCUAGGGAUGUCUAAGGGUCACCCUCUCCUGCCACCCCUGCACCAAGCCGAGAGCUGUGGCUUUUCUCCUCUCCCACUAAUCUGCAAGUCAGAGAUGAUGCUGUGGCAUGUGACAGGCAGUUCACACGGUACGGUCAUGGCACUACCUUCCAGUCCAUGGACUCUGGGGCAGGGUGAGGCAUAAGGACCCCGGAAACCAAUACAGAACACUGUCAGGACAAAGCAGAAAUGGACGAUACCGAUCCAAGUCCCCAGCUGCUUUGGGGACAGAGGUCCAACCAGCCCUCAUCAGUCAGGCCUCUAUGGCCCGCUGUGGGGACAGAGAGGGUGCUGGUAGCAGUUCUUGUCAUCAGGACCUGAAUCCCAGGAGAGCUGUCAGUGGGUACCACGUUGGACUUGACUCUGGUUCCCAUAGGAAUCUGAUGCACACACAAGAGCCACCUAAGUUGGCGUUAUCAGACAAGAACUCACAGUCAGCUUGCAAGAUCACUGGAAGGGCUGGAGGAGGAGAGCCUUGCUGAGUUUCCAGAGACAACUUCAAGCAGCUCAAGUGAUUGUGUCUGUGACCAGGAAAGCUGUUUCCAUUUGUGGGGAGCCCCUGCCUCUCAAGCUGCUCGGGGCGACCGUCCACUGUCCGUGCCAGCAAGUGAUUAUCCAAGCCUGCCUCUCUCUCAACUCAGGUCCCAAAUCUACAUCCUUUGGAGGGAUUCUUUCUGUGGAAACUUGAGUCAGAACCCAGAUUUUGACAGCAAAGAAAUCUGGGAAGUGUAGUUUUUUCUCUUCCAGCCUCAACCAUACAGAAAGUUAGCAUGGAGGUGGAGCAGGCCCAUCCACAAUUUCCUUACCACAACAUCCAACUGUGCAGAACUCAGGAGAAUAAAAGAAUCCACCUCAAGGCCUUGACUUUGAAGCAGAGCUGCUGAAGAUUUCCUGCUCCUUGGCUCUGUCCCUGCCUGUCCCUGCCCAGAGGCAACAAUCUCGGGAGUAGGUAGUAGUCAGAA
This is a messenger RNA of Myodes glareolus (Bank vole), 6485 nucleotides long. Lineage: Eukaryota; Metazoa; Chordata; Mammalia; Rodentia; Cricetidae. The record is from RefSeq and is a predicted model, not a curated record.